CGAGGUUAAUCGUUCGCCCUUCGGCCUCAGUCGGGAUCCGGCGCAGCUUCCAGAGAAGGGUCGGUCAGCAGAAGGAUUAGACCCAGAAAAUGCCUGGAGAGCGACUCUACACCGCUCUGCGGAUCACAGCAAGCACCUUGUUUGCCCUCUCCAUCCUGGGCGCCAUCACCUGUACCUAUGUGAAAGGUUAUCAGUUUGGCUACACAGAGAACUACCACCUAUCUUUUGGGCUGUACGGAGCCUUUCUCACUCUGCACUUCUUUAUCCAAAGUUUCUUCGCCUUCCUGGAGCACCGGAGAGUCAGGAAGGAGAACCGACCCCUCAAAUUCACCAAGUCAGUUGCUCUCUGUAUCGCUGCAUACCAGGAGGAUCCUGACUACCUGAGGAAGUGCCUGGUGUCAGUGAAGCGCAUUGCCUAUCCCAAUCUCAAGGUGGUGAUGGUCAUUGAUGGCAACCAGGAGGAGGAUACUUACAUGAUGGAGAUAUUCAAUGAGCUGAUGGGUGUGGAGAACACCGGCUCCUACAUCUGGCAGAGUAACUAUCACCAGGAGGGUCCUGGAGAGACAGAAUUCACCCACAACGAGGGCAAGAGGAGAGUGCAGCAAAUCAUCAGCCAGUCUACAUUCUCCUGCAUCAUGCAGAUGUGGGGAGGGAAGCGGGAAGUGAUGUACACGGCCUUUGCUGCCCUGGGAGACUCUGUGGAUUAUAUACAGGUGUGUGACUCAGACACAGUCCUAGAUCCAGCCUGCACUGCAGAGAUGGUGAGAGUCCUGGAUGGAGACCCCAGUGUAGGGGGAGUGGGUGGUGACGUGCAGAUCCUGAACCAAUACGACUCAUGGAUUUCCUUCCUCAGCAGCGUGCGUUACUGGAUGGCCUUCAACGUGGAGCGUGCCUGUCAGUCGUACUUUGGGUGUGUUCAGUGCAUCAGUGGUCCCCUGGGCAUGUACCGUAACUCACUGCUGCGACUCUUCCUGCAUGACUGGUACAGCCAGCACUUCCUCGGCUCCAAGUGCAGCUUCGGAGACGACCGGCACCUCACCAACCGUGUGCUGAAUCUGGGCUUCAAGACCAAGUUCACGGCCCGUUCCCGGUGCCUGACCGAGACACCAAGCCGCUACCUCCGCUGGCUCAACCAGCAGACCCGCUGGAGCAAGUCCUACUUCCGUGAGUGGCUGUACGGUGCACUUUGCUUCCACAAGCACCACCCCUGGAUGACCUAUGAGGCCGUGGUCAGUGGCUUCUUCCCCUUCUUCCUGAUUGGCACAGUGGUGCAGCUGUUCUACCGUGGCCGGCUGUGGAACAUCCUGCUCUUCCUGUUGGCUGUGCAGGGGGUAGGGGUGCUGAAGGCAGCCUUCGCCUGCCUGCUCCAAGGCUCGGCACACAUGCUCUUCCUGUCUCUCUACUCACUGCUCUACAUGUCCAGCCUGCUGCCAGCCAAACUCUUUGCUCUGGUCACCAUUAACCGCCCUGGCUGGGGCACAUCGGGCCGCCGCAAGGUGGUUGUUAACCUGGUGGGCCUGCUUCCCGUCUCCAUCUGGUUUACUGUGCUGGCCGGAGGUCUGGCCUACACCAUCUACCAGGAGAGCCGCCAGCCACUGCCCGACACCGAGAGGCCUUUCCUCAUUGCUGGCUCUGCCAUCUAUGCCUGUUACUGGUUGCUGUUGCUUGCUCUCUACCUGGCCAUUGUGGCCAAGCCAUGCAGCCACAAACAGGAGCACUGUGACCUGGCCCUGCUGGAGGCCUGAGGCCCGGCUGAGCCAACCAGCCACAGGCCGAGAGCCCGGCCUGGGCCAACCCAUGGGUCUCGCACACAGGAACUAAAUAUUUCAAUGUUGAAGCCAAAGGCA
This is a messenger RNA of Pristis pectinata (smalltooth sawfish), 1847 nucleotides long. RefSeq names its product hyaluronan synthase 3-like. Gene Ontology annotation, biological process: hyaluronan biosynthetic process; extracellular matrix assembly. Lineage: Eukaryota; Metazoa; Chordata; Chondrichthyes; Rhinopristiformes; Pristidae. Gene Ontology annotation, molecular function: hyaluronan synthase activity. The record is from RefSeq and is a predicted model, not a curated record. The transcript has 4 exons. Bases 90 to 1745 code for a protein of 551 amino acids.